Propithecus coquereli (Coquerel's sifaka) is the source of this 861-nucleotide messenger RNA. RefSeq names its product ring finger protein 225 (gene RNF225). Gene Ontology annotation, biological process: protein ubiquitination. Gene Ontology annotation, molecular function: ubiquitin protein ligase activity. Bases 1 to 861 code for a protein of 286 amino acids. The transcript is spliced from 2 exons. Lineage: Eukaryota; Metazoa; Chordata; Mammalia; Primates; Indriidae. The record is from RefSeq and is a predicted model, not a curated record.
AUGCCCUGCCCUCGGCCCCCCUGGCUCCGCCGCGCCCGGACGCUCCCCGGCUCGGGCCCCAGCUCCCCAGGCUCGCUCUCCGCGCCCCGCUCCCCGGCCGGAGGGGAGGAUGAGGAGGAGGAGGAGGAGGAGGAGGCGGACGGCAGCCCGGGCGCCGGCCCCAUCCUGAGCCCCGCCUCCCCGGUGGAGUGCCUCAUCUGCGUGUCGCCCUUCGACGGCGCGUUCAAGCUGCCCAAGCGCCUGGACUGCGGCCACGUCUUCUGCCUCGAGUGCCUGGCCCGCCUGUCGCUGGCCACCGCGGGCGGCGGCGACGCGGUGGCCUGCCCGGUGUGCCGCGCGCCCACGCGCCUGGCCCCGCGCCGCGGGCUGCCCGCGCUGCCCACGCAGCCGCCGCCGCCGCCGCCGCUGCGCCUGGGCCGCCCGCUGUCGCGCCGCCCGAGGCUGGACGGCCCGGCCUGGGCCUUCAACGCGGCCGUGGCGCUGGCCGUGCUGGUGGCCGCGGGCCUCGUGGUCUCCGGAGUCUACAUCUUCUUCCUCAUCCCGCACGCCGCCUCCUCCGGCCCCGCGCGGCCCCAGCUCGUGGCGCUCGCCCCGGCGCCCGGCCACUCCUGGCUCCCCGCGCGGCCCACGCCGGGGGCGCCCUGGGCCCCGGUCUGGACAGCGCGGCCCUCGGGCGCGGACCCGGACGCGGCCCCGACGGCGGCUGCCGAAGACGCGCCGGAGCCGGAGUCGGGCCCCGGGGACCCGGCGGAGGCCGAGGGGACGCUGGACCGGCCGUCGGGCCGCACGUGGGGGACAGAGGCAGGCCCCGGCUGGGCCCCGCGGGUUCGGGGCGGGAGGAGGGUGUGGGGGCCGCAAUAA